Messenger RNA from Chara braunii, 1870 nucleotides. The record is from the annotation of a GenBank genome assembly. NCBI's taxonomy places the organism in Eukaryota, Viridiplantae, Streptophyta, Charophyceae, Charales, Characeae.
GUAGAGAACGACUUUCUAUUUUGGGUUUCUUUUGGCCAGUGGCAGUGGGAUCCGACAGCGUGCAGCAAGUGCUGUUCAUUUUUUUGGGGGGCCUGCAGGCCUGUGGGGAGGUGACAGACAUCAGAGAACAUGGUCCAUACAAGCACAGCAACAUCUGAGAGCAGAGAGAAGAUUCAAAGGAAAUCUUAUACUAUCAAGAUGAAGCUUGAUGCCCUGCAUGAUUAUGAACCUGGUGUGAAGGGGAAGGGGUUGGAUUGUGUUGCGAAGAAACAUAAUGUGAGCAAAUCCACUCUUCAGCAGUGGGUGUCACAUGCAGAAGAGCUGAAGCGGACACUAUCAGACAGAACCACAACRMGCCACACACAACGACGGCUGGCUGGGGGAGGUAGGAAAGCAGUAUACCAAUCGUUGGAAGAUGAAGUGGAGGCAUGGAUUGAGGAGAAAAAUAAGAAAGGGCUGCGUGUCAGGGAGCAGUAUAUUCGAGCGAAGGCACAAACACUUUUCAAGCAACUGAAGGAAAGCGGGGAGGUGGAGCAGAAUGUUGAGUUCGGUGUAUCCUCAGGGUGGAUGGCGAGGUUUAAGAGACGCAAAAAUUUGGUGUCUCGCAGGCAAACAACAACAAGGUGUUUGCCUGAUGAUGCAGCAGAUAUAUGUCGAGCAUUCAUUGMGGAAGUUCAUGAURUUGUCGACAAGUACAAGAUUGCACCUGAAAAUAUUAUGAAUAUGGACCRAGUGYCGCGGUAUUUUGAAACCGAGCCAUCAAGCACACUCACAAAACGCGGGAGCCGCCAAGUGCUUUUGCGGAAGGGGGGUACAUCACACAAGAGGUUCACUGCAACGUUCACAAUUUCCCUUGCAGGCGAAAUUUUGAARCCACAUAUCUUAUUUUCAAAGCUGAAAAACAAGCYGACAGUACGCRCUUCAGUAAAUAUUGACGUUAACAACACRGGCAUGUGGAGCGAGGAGAUACUUGCGACAUACCUCAAGGAGACAAUUGAGUGCAGGCGUCAGACAGCAUUCGAGCGACAACAUGUGCUGCUUYUWAUUGACAGUUAUGGUCCACACCUUAAACUGCGUGACAAUCCCAGAUUGCAGAGGCAGAAUGUGCAUGUAAUGAUCAUCCCACCAAACCUGACCAGCCUGCUCCMACCGCUCGAUGUUGCGAUUAACAGGUCAUUCCAACAACACUACAGUCGUAACUAUGAAGCCUACAUUGCGGCUGCACUUGAGGACACAAGUCUGCAGACCACGGCAGGCAACCCAAGAUGUCCUUCAUAUCAAGUGGUGGCGGACUGGGUCUGCGAUUGGGUGAAAUCGAAAACAACAGAGGAAGUUGUAAAUGCAUUCCAAUUGUGCGGCCUGGUGCAGAAGGCAGUUUUCAAAGUGGACAAGCUACAUGCACCAUUGAAGGCCCUCUUCAACUCCCUUUUGGACACGCAUGAGUGGAAUGCUCUGUACGGGGAAGAGUUCAUUGACGCUGUGGAACCUGUGAAUCUCAAACUUUUGCAACCCCCAGAGUACUUCAUUCCUUUUGAUCCCAAAGACGGAGAGCCUUGCAGUUUCUGGCAGUGUCUUCACCGCGCCAUUCAUGGUUCUCGCGGUGUCAUUACAUGCAAUGAGUUUAGACAUACUGUCAUAGCUGAGAUGACGGGGAUGGUUGACCUCGCAGACAUCGCAGAUGGUGAGUAUUUCUCACAAUUGCAGAGUGGUGGCAGAGCUGAUGAGGACAGGGUGGGCUAUGCCGUCAGUCAGUUGGAGAGGUGCACAAUCCGCGUGCAGGAUGCUGCUGAUUCUUCAUUCCGGAUCAUUCAACACGCAACCCAGCAUCUGAGAUAAACCUCGUGUGUGUGAAUGAAUUCUGUGUUUUAAA